Messenger RNA from Camarhynchus parvulus, 388 nucleotides. RefSeq names its product helicase ssl-1-like. The record is from RefSeq and is a predicted model, not a curated record. Gene Ontology annotation, cellular component: Swr1 complex. Lineage: Eukaryota; Metazoa; Chordata; Aves; Passeriformes; Thraupidae. Gene Ontology annotation, molecular function: ATP hydrolysis activity; histone binding. The transcript is spliced from 2 exons. The annotation marks the transcript as partial.
CUGAUCUCACCUGUGCCCAGGUAAGCUGCAGGCCCUGGACGUGCUGCUGCGCCGCCUCCGCGCCGGGGGGCAGCGCGUGCUCAUCUUCACGCAGAUGACGCGGAUGCUCGACGUGCUCGAGCGCUUCCUCACCUUCCACGGGCACAUCUACCUGCGCCUGGACGGCUCCACCCGCGUGGAGCAGAGACAGGCCCUCAUGGAGCGCUUCAAUGCCGACAAGCGCAUCUUCUGCUUCAUCCUCUCGACGCGCUCGGGCGGCGUCGGCGUCAACCUGGCCGGGGCCGACACCGUGGUGUUCUACGACUCGGACUGGAACCCCACCAUGGACGCGCAGGCGCAGGACAGGUGCUUACUGAAGAUCGGCCAGACCGGACGCCCACAUCUACAG